AGACCGAGCGUUGCGGUGUCUGUGUUGGUCUGGUCGAUCCAGUAGGGCGGAGAGAUCGUUUGCAUGGAAUCCCUUGCUACGCACAACAGUACGUUAGUGCCAUCGAUGACGAACAGUUCUUUAUAUAAAAAACCGUAGAUCUAGCGUGUGACAUUGGGUUGUACUGUAAUAACUUCCCCAUCUCAUUGCAAAAAAAAACAAAGGGAAGCAACUAAAGACAUGGCUUACGGGGGGAUCAUUUCAGUCCCCAGGCUUCAUAUAACAGCUGCAUUACUUUUAACUGUACUUCAGCACGCCGUGGCACUAGAGUUGGGCCAAUCUUGUGUGAAUCCUAGUGGAGAAUCCGGAAGUUGCAUUCUUUUCCGGGAAUGCCAGCCAUUAGUCGAUAUCUUCAAAAAACCUUUCAACACUCCAGAUGAUACGGAAUUCUUGCAAGCAAGUCGUUGUGGUGACUUGCAGGGUAAACCAUUGGUUUGCUGUGCUGGAGUAGUAGUCGAAGAGCGGACAACAUUGCCUGAACCACCGAACUGUGGUACUCAGCUAUCUGACAGAAUUUACGGUGGACAACCGACCAAAAUUGACGAGUUUCCUUGGACGGCACUGAUCGAGUAUGAGAAACCAAAUGGCCGCUACGGCUUCCACUGCGGAGGUUCGCUUAUCAAUCGUGCGCACAUCGUAACAGCCGCGCAUUGUAUCAAUGCGAUUCCGCGAGGAUGGAAGGUUCAUCGUGUUCGUCUUGGAGAGUGGGAUCUAAGCACAUCGUCCGAUUGCGAGGACGACUUUUGUUCAACAUCGCCAAUCGAUCUGAACAUUGCAGAGAUCAUCGUGCAUAGUGGUUAUAACGUGCAGGACAAGAGUCAUGUAAACGAUAUCGCGUUAAUUCGCUUCACUCGACAUGUUGAGUACACGGAACUGGUUCGACCUAUCUGUUUGCCGCUGGCGGAUACAGUUCGAAACAAGAACUAUGUUGGAGUGUCGAGCUAUGCUGCUGGAUGGGGCAAAACGGAAGUUGCCUCUGCUAGUGAAAAGAAAUUGAAGGUCGAAUUGAACAUCGUUGCCCUGGACAGUUGUAGUUCGGUGUAUAAGCGUAAUGGCAUCAAUCUGCAGCCGUCGCAGCUGUGUGCGGGCGGUGUGAGAGGAUCUGAUACUUGUAGUGGCGACUCAGGUGGUCCACUGAUGAAACAGUAUGCCGGAGCCUGGUAUUUGCUUGGUAUUGUUAGCUUUGGACCCCAGAAGUGCGGCACAGCAGGAGUUCCUGGGGUCUACACCAAUGUACGAGAGUACACCGAUUGGAUUCGGAGCAAUAUUAAUAAAGUCUUCCUGCUAAUGUGUUUGGUUGCCAUCGGGGGCCAAAGUGUGUUGUGUCUUGAUCUUGGCCAAUCGUGCAUUAAUCCCAGAGGCCAGCAAGGAAGCUGCAUCCAGUUUCAGGAGUGUCAACCGUUAGUCAGUAUUUACAAUAAACCCGUACGAACGGAUGAUGAUAAGCAGUUCCUCCUGGCGAGCCGUUGUGGCACAUUUAAUACCAAGACGUUGGUUUGCUGUGUAGGAGCAGCGAGCUCUGGAGGAAGAAAUUCGCUGCCACAACCGCCGAACUGUGGUAUUCAAUUAACUGAUCGUGUGGUUGGAGGACAACCGACCAAAAUUGACGAGUUUCCUUGGACGGCACUGAUCGAGUUCCAGAAAGCGGAUGGCCGCUCUGGCUUCCACUGUGGCGGUUCGCUUAUCAAUCCGACGCACAUCGUAACUGCAGCGCAUUGUAUCAAUGCGAUUCCACGCUCCUGGAAACCACAUCGCAUUCGGCUUGGAGAGUGGGAUUUGGGAUCGAACUCUGACUGUUUGGACGAUUUCUGCGCCCCACAGCCAGUGGAUUUGGAAAUCGAGAAGAUUAUUGUACACCCUGGAUAUGAUUCGCGCGACAAGGCUAACCUGAACGAUAUUGCAUUGAUACGCUUCAAGCGAGAUGUGCAGUACUCGGACGUGAUCAGACCCAUCUGUCUCCCUCUGUCCCCAUCGGUUCGCAAUAGAAACUACGUUGGAGCUUCAAGCUAUGCCGCAGGAUGGGGCAAGACGGAAACUGCCUCCGCGAGUGACAAAAAGCUGAAGGUCGAACUGAAUAUCAAGAGCCAGGAAGAAUGCGCUCCGAUAUUUGCCCGUGGUGGAAUCUUCCUCAAGCCGUCGCAAAUUUGCGCUGGAGGAGUGCGUGGUAAGGACACAUGCAGUGGCGAUUCGGGUGGUCCGCUGAUGCGCCAGGUCUCCGGUACUUGGUAUCUGCUUGGCGUGGUAAGCUUCGGACCGCAAAAGUGUGGCACAGCGGGCGUACCUGGUGUGUACACCAAUGUGAUGGAGUACACGGAUUGGAUUAAAAACAACAUUGAAUAGACGGCAUUGUGGCUAAGCGUCAACGAGUUGGAAAGCGGGAAUGGAUAGUGUAAUAAAUAUGUCAUAGCACUGCAAGUUUUUUUUUUUAAUUU
Messenger RNA from Anopheles darlingi, 2471 nucleotides. RefSeq lists its product as uncharacterized. Gene Ontology annotation, biological process: proteolysis. Lineage: Eukaryota; Metazoa; Arthropoda; Insecta; Diptera; Culicidae. The transcript has 8 exons. Bases 220 to 2379 code for a protein of 719 amino acids. The record is from RefSeq and is a predicted model, not a curated record. Gene Ontology annotation, molecular function: serine-type endopeptidase activity.